GGGAAAUCAAAGUUGUUGUAGAGCGCGGCGGGGAGGAGAUGAAAAGUAUCCGGUGGAUGACAGAGAAAAGAGGCGGCGGAUAAAGUUUUGCCACCAAGUGCGAGUUUUUGUUGUGCAUUCCACUCGAGAUGACGGAAAUCAACGAGAAAGAGAACGAACCACAACACCACGACCUCCAGCGACCACGGGCUACUGUGCCCAGCCAGCCCGAAUCAAAGCUCCAACGACUGAAGCGCUCCUUCUCCUUUAAAUCAGUCAUGCGCAGCAAGAGUGUGGACAACUUCUUCCAGCGCAGCAACGGCGAAGCACGUCCCCCUUGCACGCUCAUAAUCCCCCCAGCUCCGCCGCCGUUGCCUCCCUCGUGUUCGGAGUCCCCCCUGGCCUACGAGCGAUCGCCCUUUCUCUCGCCGUCCGCCAGCCCCAUCCCCUCGCUUUCGGAGUCGCUCCACUCUCCAUCCAUCAGCCCCUCGCUGUCUCUCAGCUCCAAGGUUCUACCCAAGUCUACGGGUCAGCCCGCGGCGCCACCCAAGACUCACUGUUUCCAGGAGCACGUCUUUCGCAGGCACACCAACUGCGAGCGAUGCAAACAUUUGAUUCAAGGAAACUCUAAGCAAGGACUGCGUUGUAAAGCCUGCAAAAUGGCCGCUCACCUCUGGUGUUUUGCGGAGCUCUCCCAGCAGCCCUGUGUUGGCAAGACGGGAGCGUUUAAAAGGAACUUCAGCUCACCUCUACUAACCACCGACUCACUGGGCGUGGUCAGGGAGGCUCCUGAUGUCCAGGAGGCCGAUAACGUCAACCUGGACCCCGUGUAUGAAGCGCUGCGAUACGGCACGUCGCUGGCUCAUAUGAGUCGCUCCAGCUUUGGAAGCAUCACGGAGUCACCCUGUCAUGAGGCUGAAAAGCUGCAAGACAAACUAGAGAAUCAGCCAAUCGCUGAAGAGGAGCCCAUUCCAGGAAUGCUCACCCCUCCUGAAAGCGAGAAGGCGGAUUCAGAAGAGCGGGUCAGCCUGAAGACCCCGAAGCACGUUGAGAUCCACUCCAUCCACACAUAUGUGGCUCUCUACAAGUUUCUGCCUCAGGAGAAGAAUGACUUGGAACUUCAGCCUGGGGAUCGAGUCAAAGUCACGGAUGACUCCAAUGAGGACUGGUGGAAGGGGAAAAGCCAAAACAAGGUGGGAUAUUUCCCAGCCAACUUUGUGCAGCGCGUCCGCCCCGGCGAGCGGGUUUGGAAGGUCACGGCUGGUUUCCACGGCAACAGAGACAAAGGCCAGAUGACGGUGAAAGAGGCCCAGAUCUGUUUCGGAAAACACGAGGACAUUGAUGGCUUUCUGCGUCUGAGCAGCGGGAAGAAGCGAGGCUUGGUCCCUGCGAACAUCCUACUUGAAAUAUGACCUCUUUUCAGUCACUAUUUAUAUUGAUAAUAAUAGUAAUAGUAAUAAUAAGUAUACUUGACGGAAAAAUCCUGAGAAUGUUUUCCUCAAUGGAAGUGGCUUUGCUAGUUUGUUUUUUUCAGUGCAUAAACUUAAAGCCCAAGAGAGUGGCUUUCUUUAGAGCUACUCUACUGUCGCUCACGUCAGAAAUGUAGCACCACUCUGAGGAAUAUGCGCAGGAAGUCUGGAUACCUCAUUCCCUGGAAUACAAAAGUGCGAUGAAACUUCUGGAAGCGAACUGAAACUGCUGACUGUCUUCACUCUGCGUAGAGAAAAUAUGGCGUUGAAAGAUUUGAAAGGCCACUGUUAUUCACUCAUUCAUGUAUCAUGUACAUGCCUGUGCUUCCUAGUUCAUCUAAAAAAAUACCUUCUAGUACCUCACACACACUCAUUUAGCGCCGCUCUUAUUUACAUGGUUUAACAGCACGGACGUCUCUCGCGUUGGCCGUCUGUCUUCAUGCACAGAUGUUGUCCAUAAAAUCUGCCUUAUCAGCCGGUUAUUUAUAUCAUUUGUGUUCGUGAGAGUGUGCUGAAAGUGCAGCACAGCAAAAACAUAAUCCCCAACUCAGUGUCAAAAAAGGAGGCGGCGGCUGUCAAACGUCUUUUUUCUCUCUCUCUCUCUCUGUGGGUUGCGUAAGUUGCGUCCUUCAAAAUGCGCAGGAUAAAUGACGAACGCCUUUUUUUUUCUGCUUUAACCGAACAACAUGGAUUUAUAGUAUUUCACCAAAGUGCGCACGCUUCUCUUCACAUUUCAUAAACUAUUUUGAUACAGUAUAUCCCUAAGGGACCAUACGAUCACAACGAAACUUGGAUAUCAGUCUGUGUACAGCAGUGUAGACAUACUUACUGUCCGCUAAGAAAGAAGUCAACACACAGCCAUUGUUGUGUAACACACUAGCUGGCAACACAAUGAGGGCAGUGGGGAGAUGCGGUUCAUUGAGGGGAAACAUCAGCCUUUACAUAGCAACACACAUCAGUACACCUCACACUGAACAUGACCACAUUGUGUCUUGUAGGUCCUCCACCUUCCUCCUUUGCUUCCUGCCUUCCUUCCUUCUUUCUUUUCUUUCUUCUUUCCUACCUUCCUUCCUUCCUUUAUCCUUUCCUGACGUUCUUUCUUUCUUCUUUCCUGCCUUCAUUUUUUCUUUUCUUUCUUUCUCAUUUUCCUACCUUUCUUCCUUUCUUUCUUCCAGCCUUCCUUUCCUUUCUUCUUUCCUGCCAGCUGCCAUUUCUUCUUUCCUGCCUGCCUUCCUUCUUUCUUGUUUUCCUUCCUUCUUUCCCACCUUCCUUCCUUCUUUCCUGUUUUCCUUCCUUCUUUCCUUUCUUUCCUUCCUUCUUUUUUGCUUUCCUUUUUUCUUCCUUCUUUCCUUCCUUCCUUUCUGCCUGACCUCCUUAUUUCCUCUUUUGCUUUCUUUUUUCCUUCUUGCCUUACUGUCUUCCUUUCUUCUUUCUUGCCUUCCUACCUUCCCUCCUUCCCGCCGUUAAUCCUUUCCUCUUUCCUGCCUUCUUACCUUCCCUCCAUCCUGCCAUUGAUCAUUCCCUCUAUCCUGCCAUCCUACCUUCCUUUCUUCUUGCGAUUCAUCAUCCCUCUUUCCUGCCUUCCUACCUUCCCUCCUUCCUGCCAUUCAUCCUUUCCUGCCUUCCUACCUUCCCUCCUUCCUGCCAUUCAUCCUUCCCUCUUUCCUGCCUUCCUACCUUACCUCCUUCCUGGCAUUAAUCCUUCCCUCUUUCCUGCCUUCCUACCUUCCCUCCUUCCUGUCAUUAAUCCUUCCCUCUUUCCUGCCUUCCUACCUUCCCUCCUUCAUGCCAUUCAUCCUUCCCUCUUUCCUGCCUUCCUACCUUACCUCCUUCCUGGCAUUAAUCCUUCCCUCUUUCCUGCCUUCCUACCUUACCUCCUUCCUGCCAUUCAUCCUUCCCUCUUUCCUGCCUUCCUACCUUCCUUUCUUCCUGCCAUUCAUCCUACCCUCUUUCCUGCCUUCCUACCUUUCUUUCUUCCUGCCAUUCAUCCUACCCUCUUUCCUGCCUUCCUACCUUUCUUUCUUCCUGCCAAUAAUCCUACCCUCUUUCC
Molecule: messenger RNA, 3498 nt
Organism: Entelurus aequoreus (snake pipefish)
Lineage: Eukaryota; Metazoa; Chordata; Actinopteri; Syngnathiformes; Syngnathidae
Product: SH3 and cysteine-rich domain-containing protein 2-like
Exons: 12
Coding region: 129-1391 (420 amino acids)
Biological process (GO): skeletal muscle contraction; positive regulation of protein localization to plasma membrane; positive regulation of voltage-gated calcium channel activity
Cellular component (GO): extrinsic component of cytoplasmic side of plasma membrane
Molecular function (GO): protein binding
Source: RefSeq, a predicted model, not a curated record